This is a messenger RNA of Mucor mucedo, 1673 nucleotides long. RefSeq names its product GDP dissociation inhibitor. Gene Ontology annotation, molecular function: Rab GDP-dissociation inhibitor activity. Gene Ontology annotation, cellular component: cytoplasm. Gene Ontology annotation, biological process: vesicle-mediated transport; protein transport; small GTPase-mediated signal transduction. The record is from RefSeq and is a predicted model, not a curated record. Bases 182 to 1507 code for a protein of 441 amino acids. The transcript has 5 exons. NCBI's taxonomy places the organism in Eukaryota, Fungi, Mucoromycota, Mucoromycetes, Mucorales, Mucoraceae.
CACGUUGUUUUUUUUUCAAGUUUAUUUGAAAGGGCACGUUUAUUAUUGGCUUAAAUAGUUCUCCUCAAACGAUAAAUAAAAAGCGGGUUACUUUCUGUUGAAUUUCCUUUUUUUUCUUCUUCACAGAUAUACUUUUUUUUUUGUAUACACUUCUUUAACACACUUUUUUUAAAUAAGCACUAUGGAUGACACUUAUGACAUUAUUGUUCUCGGUACAGGUUUAACCGAAUGUAUUCUUUCUGGUAUUUUUUCUGUCGAAGGUAAAAAAGUCCUUCAUAUGGAUCGUAAUGAUUACUAUGGUGGAGAGUCUGCUUCUUUAAACUUGACACAGCUCUAUCGCAAGUACAGACCCGACGAACAGGUCCCUGCCGAAUUGGGUCGUGAUCGUGAUUACAAUAUCGACUUGAUUCCCAAGUUCAUGAUGGCCAAUGGUGAAAUCGUACGUUUCUUGACCCAUACCGACGUUACUCGUUACCUUGAAUUCAAGCAAAUUGCUGGCUCCUUCUUUUACAAGGACGGUAAGAUUUCAAAGGUGCCUACUACCGAAUUGGAAGCCGUCUCUACUUCUUUAUUGGGUCUUGUUGAAAAACGUAGAUUACAAAAGUUCUUCGAAUUUAUCCAAAACUAUAAGGAUUCUGACGAAAGCACGCAUGAAGGCUUAAAUCUCGAUUCAAACACCAUGGUCGAUGUAUAUGCAAAGUUCGGUCUUGAACCCAGUACUCAAGAUUUCAUUGGACAUGCUAUGGCACUUCAUUUGGACGAUGAUUAUCUUCAAAAACCUGCUCGCGAAACCACUGAAAAGAUUGUUCUUUAUGUCGCUUCUAUGGCACGUUAUGGUAAGAGCCCUUACAUCUAUCCCCUUCACGGAUUGGGUGAACUCCCUCAAUCCUUUGCCAGAUUAAGUGCUAUUUAUGGUGGCACCUAUAUGCUCGAUAAGGCAGCUGAUGAGAUUCUCUAUGAAGGAGGUGUUGCUGUGGGUGUUCGUUCAGGUACAGAGACCGCUAGAGCCAAACAAAUUAUCUGUGAUCCUUCUUAUGCUACGGACAAGGUCAAGACAACGGGUAAAGUUGUUCGUGCCAUUUGUUUCUUGAAACAUCCUAUUCCCAACACAACCGAAUCUGACUCUGUUCAAAUCGUGAUUCCUCAAAAUGAGUUGGGUCGUGGUCAUGAUAUCUACGUUGCCAGUGUCUCUAGUAACCAUGCUGUAUGCCCCAAGGAUAUGUAUUUGGCUAUUGUCUCUACAAUUGUUGAGACAGAGGAUCCUGAAUCCGAAAUCAAGGCUGGUUUAGAUAUUUUGGGUCCCAUUCAUGAUAAGUUUAUUCAUGUCUCUGAUAUUCAAGCCCCUCUCAAUGACGGUACUGCUGAACAAGUCUUUGUCUCCAAGUCGUAUGAUGCUUCUUCUCAUUUUGAAACUGUGUGUGAUGAUGUCAAGAGUAUUUACACUCGUAUGACUGGAUCUGAUCUUGUUCUCAAGAAGAGAUCUGAAGCUGAUCAUAUUGAAGCUUAAUACAUUCUUUCUAUAUUCCCCCCCCCCUUAAACACACACACACACACCAUUGCAUUUUUCUUCUUUGUCAAUAAAAAAAAAAAGAACAUUUACACUUGACAGCAAGCACAGAAAAAAAUACAUAGUGACAAUAAAUAAAUUUAUUUUAUUUUUUUUUUUAAAAAAA